CCUUCCUUCGGUGUCGAUGCGGUAACAAAACGGCAGACUGAGCGUGCUCACAAAGUGAAGUAAAUUGUGCAGCAAGUGUUGAGUGGCACCGUUGGAUGUCAGGAAUGGGGACCAUCCCAAAUGACAUCAGGAGACUACUGGAUGACUGUGAGCUGUUUGUGUCGGACAUCCUCCAGAAUGAGAAGCUGAGCGAAAGUACGGAGGAGACGCGCCAAAUCUUGCUGAAUAAUUUCAGGGUGGUGCACGUGAGAAACCCUCAGGAAUUCCCCUUGCGGUUGUCAGCUGACUUGAGGGAGGAAGAUGGUUCCGAUGACAACCGCAGCUCCAGUUUGGGUCGCUCUGCCCCGUCCGACGACGCCUCGCUAGCCUCCGACUACCAGGACGAUGGAGCGCCCGAGUUCUUUGAGGACAUCCCCUUCACAGCAGCACAGGACCUCAACAACGUCCUGAAGCAAGGUUAUUUGGAAAAGAGACGUAGAGAUCCCAGCUUCUUUGGCCCCGGGUGGCAGAGGCGCUGGUGCGUCCUCAACAAUUCCAUAUUCUUCUACUUUGGGAGUGACAAAGAUAAACAACAGAAAGGCUCGUUUUACAUAAACGGCUACAGCGUCCAGCUCGUCGCCAACGUGAGGAAGGACUCCAAAAAGAACGCCUGCUUUGAGCUCUUUGCUCCCGGCCGGAGAACUUUUCAGUUCACUGCCAGCAGUCCUGAGGAGGCUCGAGAGUGGGUCAACCACAUCAGUUUUGUCCUGCGAGAUCUCAGCUCCAGCACCAUUCCUUUCGAUGAGGACGAGGAGGAUGAUGAAAGUGGCGACGAAGAGGGGACCUACGAUGACAUCGACGACGUCAACCACUCAGCCCCGCCUUGGCCCGCGGCCCCAGAUGUAGGAAGGUGGCAGGGGGAGGACGAGGACGAUGAAGUCUACAUCUACGAGGUCCUGCCAGAUGAGGACUUCCCAGAUCCACCAGACGAGUGCCUGGAGACGGCCAACGAAACAGAGUUUGCCAACUACUACCAGGCUGUGUGGCACUGCCAGGCCGACCAGCCAGACGAGCUGUCCUUCGCCAGAGGAGACCUCAUCUUCAUCCUCAGCAAGGCGUACAACAUUCACGGCUGGUGGGUCGGCCAGCUGAACGGCAUUGUGGGUAUCGUCCCCAAAGACUUCCUGCACCCCGCCUACAUCCUGUGAGCCGCGGCAGGCGGCCCUCAAUGAAAACCAGUUUUAUCUACGAAGACGCCUGCUGCUAAAGAAGCAACCCCAAAGCCAGCUGCAAAGAAAGGUGUGCACAAACUACACUUAGAUGGACAACAAUUAUAGAUAUCCAUAAGUUGUUGGUUAUUAUUCUCAAGAAGCAGGAAGUUAUUUAUUAACUUCAAAGAAGAAUAUUGUGCAUCCCUGAUAUAAACAUUUCAGAUGAACCCUAAGGUGCAUGUAUCUCUUUGUGCCACGAGGUGGCAGUGUUGCCCCAAUGUCAAUAACAGCAAAACAUGAAGCAGUUAGUCGAUGUGCACGUUGAAGCAAGACUUUUAUUGUCACCUUUGCCAGGUUCACAUGUCAAAAACAAAAUGGUGAAAAAAAUUCAGCAGCGAUGAUGAACAGCUAAAAGGAAAAUGUACGCAAGUUAAUGGAAUAAAAGUGUGUCACAGGUGAGAA
Molecule: messenger RNA, 1652 nt
Organism: Nerophis lumbriciformis (worm pipefish)
Lineage: Eukaryota; Metazoa; Chordata; Actinopteri; Syngnathiformes; Syngnathidae
Gene: skap1
Product: src kinase associated phosphoprotein 1
Cellular component (GO): cytoplasm; plasma membrane
Molecular function (GO): protein binding
Source: RefSeq, a predicted model, not a curated record